AAUACGGAUAACAUAUUUGAAUUGCUAUGCAGCAAGAAUGUUGUAUGUUCUUUUGUUCAUGGUGAAUAUUUGUUGUUGGAUCGGAUCAGCAUGGACUCAAAUGCCUCACAUGGACGUAUCCAUGUUGGAUUUGUGCAGAAAAAACUUGAUGAAGAUGAUGGAUGA
Messenger RNA from Paramuricea clavata, 165 nucleotides. NCBI's taxonomy places the organism in Eukaryota, Metazoa, Cnidaria, Anthozoa, Malacalcyonacea, Plexauridae. The record is from the annotation of a GenBank genome assembly.